UGCACAAAAAUGACCCAGGCUUCCCAGGUUCAGCGUUCCACAAAGAGAAGACAGCUAGAGGAGCACAGCAGGAGAUAACACACUGAAGCUGGCUUUGGCGUGCAAGGUUGCACACAGAGAAAGCAAGCUUUCGAGAAGAAGGGAAAUGUUCAGAACUGGUUGCGUCGUUUGAAGGAGACUACAGGGACAACCUCGCACGGUGUACCGGCUUUUUCAGAGGACAGACGCCUGAGCAAGCUGGAAGGAGGACAAGGCAGAGGUGUGGGUAUGAGCAGAAAUUGGGUUAUAAAAGGAGUAGAGCAAUCGAUUUCUGGGGGAGGAGCGGGAGAGAGUAGGGUGGCUUUUUUGAUGGAGGAGCAGCUAGGGUUUUUAGAGGAGAUUUGAAGAGGGUCUUUAACGGGCUCCCUACUUAUAAAUUCCCACAACACAGUUAAGUCGAUUUUACAGGCUGUAAACAGAGUCGAAAGGACAGAGAAAAGUAAUGACUACGCGAAUAGCUCCUGGAGUUGGAGCUAAUUUGCUUGGGCAACACUCUGCCGAGAGGAACCAAGAUGCCACUGCUUAUGUCGGCAAUCUCGAUCCUCAGGUGUCGGAGGAGCUGCUUUGGGAGCUAUUUGUUCAAGCAGGCCCUGUUGUUAAUGUAUAUGUUCCUAAAGAUAGAGUAACAAAUCUUCAUCAAGGAUAUGGCUUUGUUGAAUUCAGGAGUGAAGAGGAUGCUGACUAUGCAAUUAAGGUGCUGAAUAUGAUUAAGCUUUAUGGGAAGCCUAUUCGUGUAAAUAAGGCAUCCCAAGAUAAAAAGAGCUUGGAUGUAGGGGCAAAUCUUUUCAUUGGAAACCUUGAUCCUGAUGUCGAUGAGAAACUUCUUUAUGAUACUUUCAGUGCCUUUGGGGUCAUUGUUACAAACCCAAAGAUAAUGAGAGAUCCUGAUACAGGGAAUUCCCGUGGUUUUGGUUUCAUCAGCUAUGAUUCUUUUGAGGCUUCUGAUGCUGCCAUUGAGGCAAUGAACGGCCAGUACCUCUGUAACCGUCAGAUAACAGUUUCAUAUGCAUAUAAGAAAGACACUAAAGGGGAGCGCCAUGGUACCCCAGCAGAGAGAGUUCUGGCUGCAAGCAAUCCAAGUUCCCAGAAAAGCAGGCCCCAUACGCUGUUUGCUAGUGGACCGCCAACACUUCCAAAUGCUCCUCGGGCUAAUGUUACACCAGUGGCUCCACGUCCUUUUGCAAAUGGUACUGUUGCUCCAGGCCCAAUUCCAGCGAUCCGUCCACCUCCUCCUCAAGGUGCACCCUUCCCACCUAUGCAGGUGGGUGGACAAGCAGCUUGGCUAGGUCAGCCGCCACAACCAGGUCAAACAAUCCCACCACCUAUGAUGGCUCCACCACCUAUGCAGUUCAGGCCUGCUCCGCCAAACAUGCCCCCUCCCCCACCUCCACAGGUUGGUACCAUUCUUCAAAGGCUUCCACCACAACCAAUGGGAAUGGGAGGACAACCACCAGUUUGGCCACCACCACCCCCACAGCAGAUGGCUGGGAGGCCUCUUAUGCCACAGAUGUCAAUGCCACCACCUCCGAUGCACAAUAUUCCUCCGCCACCACCUUCUGGUUGAAGUUUUGACCAUUUGUCUAAAACCUUGAGUUAGUCUUUGGAGUCCUUUUUGUUUCAUUUUGGGCUUGUUCUAGAACACUUGUUUUCUGACUGUAUGAUUUUGGGGAUAUUACGCAAUAUGCAAGCAUGAGGAAUAUAUGAAAUCUGACAGUGAGGACUAGAUCUAAGUCGAUGGUAAUCCUUGGCAUAGAGAGUCAGCUCUCCACCACCAUUGGAGACCCAUAUUCGAUCCAGAUUUUUGCUGUGGUCCCUCAACUUUAUUGUUUCAAUUAUAGUACAUGACUAAUUUCUUGGGAGUGAGAUUAGCAA
Messenger RNA from Carica papaya (papaya), 1911 nucleotides. Its product is annotated as RNA-binding (RRM/RBD/RNP motifs) family protein. Gene Ontology annotation, biological process: positive regulation of mRNA splicing, via spliceosome. Gene Ontology annotation, molecular function: RNA binding. Gene Ontology annotation, cellular component: nucleolus; precatalytic spliceosome. NCBI's taxonomy places the organism in Eukaryota, Viridiplantae, Streptophyta, Magnoliopsida, Brassicales, Caricaceae. The record is from RefSeq and is a predicted model, not a curated record.